This is a messenger RNA of Sorghum bicolor (sorghum), 901 nucleotides long. RefSeq lists its product as uncharacterized. Bases 258 to 566 code for a protein of 102 amino acids. The transcript has 2 exons. The record is from RefSeq and is a predicted model, not a curated record. Lineage: Eukaryota; Viridiplantae; Streptophyta; Magnoliopsida; Poales; Poaceae.
CAUCGCCUGCUUUGCUGCUACUAGCUAGCUAGCUCCGCCAGCUUUCCAACUUCCGCAGCUCUCGACCGCCACCACUAUAUAACGCGCACCAGAGCCGCAGUCCCGCCGGCAGCCACCUCUCGUCAUCACUUCUAUAUCAAGCUAGCCACACGGCCGCCGCCGCACCGGCCGGAGCCGCGCGCAGUGCCGCCGCCUCUCUCAAUUCUCAUCCCACAGGAACAGACAAAGCAACAGAAUCAGAGAGAGAUCGAAUUCGAAUGGCUCGGGAAGCUGCCUGCUGCACCGCCGUCGUCUCCAUGGCGCUCACCGCUCGCGUCCUGCUAGUUCUCGCGACCACCUUUACCGUGGUGGUGGUAAUUCUGCCGGCGACGGCGCGGGCGGCGUGGGUGGACUACCCGUCGGGGGUGCCGUGCGGGGUGACGAUCCCCGUGGAGCAGUGCGACCCCGGGGACGCGGCGGCGAACAGCGCGUGCAUGGACAUGUGCCACUACGGCGGGUGCCGGCGCGGCGGGCAGUGCGUGUCGCUGGGGCUCGCCAGCGGCCGGGGAUGCCACUGCAAGUGCUAGGCUAGCUGGCCGAUCGAGCUGUGUUGUGUUGGCACAGACAGGGACCGCAGGUCAUCAUGCAGCUAGCGGCCAGCGGCAGAGGGAAAAUUUGGACAUUUGGUGGUGCACUUUUAUGCACUAUAGCUAGCGUAUUGUAUGGUGGGUGACGGGGCCGGUUAGAGUAUCACUUUCUUUUGUAAGUUUUGGUUUGUUCUUAUUCUGUCUCCUUUAGGCCUUAUUCAGUUCGCAAAAACUUUUGGAAAUGACAUUGUAGUAAUUUUGUUUUUAUUUGACAAACAUUGUCCAAUCAUAAAGUAACUAGGCUUAAAAGAUUCAUCUCGAGAUUUACAGUUGAA